Vicugna pacos (alpaca) is the source of this 2856-nucleotide messenger RNA. Lineage: Eukaryota; Metazoa; Chordata; Mammalia; Artiodactyla; Camelidae. The record is from RefSeq and is a predicted model, not a curated record.
CCGCGUCCUGGGAUGGCUUUGCCUUACGGGUCUUCACUCCCUUGCAGGCGUGGUUUGUGCCCACCUGUUGGCUCUCGCUCUGUUCACAGGACACUUACGUGGAACCUGCCUCCUCACUGUCUUCAGCCCCCUUACUUACGGCCGUGCCAGCCGCCCUGCUGCACAGCCAGAGGCCCUGAAGCUGCAGCUGUCGGGACCCUGACCCCCGGAGGACUGGCUGCCAGUGUGUACAGUAGCGCGCCACAGGGCUUUGGUGCCCGACUUGCAGGCAGCAGCAGAGCUGUCAUCAGCAAAGCAAAAGUGGGGAAAUAAUUUGUCUUCUAAUUUGCUGAGGCAUAUUGUAAAGAAAAAUGAGGUGGCUGUGGAAAGUGUUUUGGGAGCCUUGGAAGAAAGGAGUGCUAUAUACAUUCACGGUCGUACAGUGAUUAUUAAACGACCCCAGACGGAGAUGAAGAACAUAAAUUUUCAAGGAAUGAUCAAGAAAACAUCAAUAUGUAACCAUCCAUUAGUUCAUCGCUUAAUGGAUGCAGAAGCUCAAAAAGAGAACAGAGGAGGUGAUGACAAGAAAGUGGUCGCAGAGAUCAUGGCAAGAUGUUUUGUUCCAGCUUCUAUAACAGCCCCCUCCUGGGAGGGAUUCCACUUUGCUGGUCAGGAGAUCCGGAUCAGGGAGGCCAUGGAUUGUUACGGUGCUGUUGUUUGGCCAUCGGCCCUUGUUCUAUGCUAUUUUCUGGAAACAAACGUAAAGCAAUAUAAUAUGGUCGACAAAAAUGUGAUUGAAAUUGGAGCUGGAACAGGACUGGUCUCCAUCGUGGCGAGCCUACUCGGGGCACACGUGACUGCCACAGAUUUACCCGAGUUACUUGGAAACCUGCAAUAUAAUAUUUCCCGAAACACCAAAAUGAAAUGUAAGCACUUGCCUCAGGUUAAGGAGCUCUCCUGGGGCGUCGCCUUAGACAAGAACUUCCCCAGGUCUUCCAGCAACUUCGACUACAUCCUGGCGGCCGACGUUGUCUACGCGCACCCUUUCCUGGAAGAACUCCUCAUUACCUUUGACCAUCUGUGCAAAGAAACCACUGUCAUCCUCUGGGUCAUGAAAUUCAGAUAUUUCACAUAGAGUUUCUCACUGAAUGCCUCUAAUACCCUAGAGGUAUUAGUCCAUUUUACACACGAAGAAACUGAGGCUCAGUGAGAGAAAGCGGCUUCUCUGAGAUCACGCACCUGUCGGUUGGGAGCCUCUGUUUCUAUGGCACCAAAACUCGUGAUCUUUUCAAGUACUACCCUGUGUCCAUUUUCCACUCUGAGCCCUGCAAGACAAAAUCCUGAAUUUGAGUUUAUUCUAGCUAAUUCAGAGCAAUCUAGUUUAGUGAAUAUUGUCUUUAUUGGCCUCCAGAGCACAAAUGGGAGGUGCACCUGCAUUGUGAACGCCUUUUCAUAGAUCACGCAGUGAGUGUGUAUAAAUGUAUGUACACACCCAGCAAAGACUUAACAUUUUUCUUUGCAAGGAAUAGUGAACAAAAGUUAGAUUGAUUAAUUUAAAGCUCUGCAGUGAUCUUGAAACAGCUCAGGCGGAAUGAAGUGGAGCCAGUGGAUGCCCUCAGAUGACUUUUCAGCAGGAAAGGCCAAGGGGGCGGGGCUGAACUUUAAAGCAUCAUCCGAUCUGCCCGGGAUGCUGGUGUUUACAGGGCUGUUGCUAGGUGGUGGCGCUCACUGCAUCAGCACGGACCUAAGCCGUGGGGUGAUGUGAGCACUCGGGUUCUAGGAAACCACCCUUCAGCAACCUUUCAAGGCGAGGGCAGACCUGACUCAGGCAGCGUGGCCUUCGGAAGCGCACGCAGAGGCACAGGGACCGGGCCGGGGGGACGGGGAGGACACCAGGGGCGCCGCAGCAAAGUGCUUGGCCAAGUGGAAACGGCCUUUGGUGUCUGUCAGCCCGAGGUUCAUCCGAUGACAGUCACCUCGGUUCCGGGAGGUCGAUAGGCCGAGUAAGCCUCACGCCCUGGCGGGAGGCCUGGACCAAUGACGGGAUGUAAGGCGAUGCGGGCGGGGCGGCCGGGGACGUCAGGACCGGGCAGCUGUCGGGGCGCCCGGCUCGGAGGACCCUGCCCGUCGCCGCUGGGAGCGACGUGGGCCGGGACACGGAAUGUUCCAGAACCGAGAGGAGGGAGAACGCUGUCGCCAAGGCUGCUGGCAGGACGUGGCCACCCAGGGUGGGGGUGGGGGGCACAACUUCAAAGGCAGGAUGCUGGGAGUGGAAACUCUAGGGGGGAAACCUCAAGGUUACUGAGGAAAAGGAAUGGCAGGGUAAGUUUCUCCCCAGAGGCCCUUUAUUUACCGCACAUACUCCUGGUUGGUGUUCACACGGACCAGCAGAGACCCAGCCCGCUGGCUGACAUCCCUCUGGGCAGCGGACGCAACGCGGAGCCUGAGAACGCAGGAAGCCGAAGUCAGCAUCUGAGGAAACUUCAGCCCAAACGAAAAGCCUGCUCCGAUUCUGUCUUACGCUUCCACCAACGAGGUGAAGAGCUAAGUAAGGCUUUGGAUACCGGUCCCUCAAAGCUCCUGGAAUAAACCCCGAGUCUGAGAUUACCAAAGAUCGCCACUGGGAGGCCCCAGUGAUCUGUGAAAUGAGCUUUCCCAUCAGAGUAAAUAAGUGAAAAGAAAAGAAAAGAUUUAAACAAGUGAACUGAAUUAUGAAAGAUUAUAUGCAAAUGCCUCAAAAGCGGUAAGGGGUAAAUACACAACAGUAUAAUGUGAUAAAUAUGUGGUGCUGUCCUCCUUCACUGGGGAUUGUUGAAAUUCCGCCCCUGCCUCAGCGCCGUGCACACGUAAUGAAAUAAACUCUCCACGAAAACAGAA